Cladophialophora immunda is the source of this 2426-nucleotide messenger RNA. RefSeq lists its product as uncharacterized. The transcript has 2 exons. NCBI's taxonomy places the organism in Eukaryota, Fungi, Ascomycota, Eurotiomycetes, Chaetothyriales, Herpotrichiellaceae. The record is from RefSeq and is a predicted model, not a curated record. The coding region runs from base 233 to 2176 and encodes 647 amino acids.
GGGAACCACGGUACCCAGCACUCCGAGCCCACAGAGAAGUUCGCCGACCUGAUGUACACGGGGCCUUGAUACACCACAGAGACUCGGUCGGCGCGCAGGUGAAAGGACCCUCGCGCGGUGACAUUCUACUACCAUUGCCGACUUGCCGCCAACCCAUCUCUACUCCUUUCAGAGUGUUGGAAGAAGUGGAAACCUGCUACUCCCUCAACAUGUCAAGAUACCAUUCUGACAGAUGACGUCUCUCGAAUACCAGCCUGACCAGCUGGCGGAACCGGAUGACCACUGGGGGACCGUAUUCCUGUCCAUGCGAGAUGCCUCGGGGCAAAUUCCCAUCAAUUACAUAACUCACCCGGGGGUUUACGUUACGAAGGCUUGUUUUUCCAAUGGGGUCUACGAUGACCUCCCGACUCAAACAUGCAUCUCGGAUCUGUUUGCUAGCCAAUACCGCCGUCUGAUCAUUGACCUGUAUUGGGAUAACAUCAACCGGCAAUUCAGUCUAUGUCCAGUCGAGCUUCCUCCCCUAGUAGGCAAUUCGACUGCCGGUUACAGCGUGGAUUCAUCGGCACUGUCUUCAAUCACUGCAUCCACAUCCUUUGCCACUCCGCUUCCAACCACCACAGUUGCGUCAAAUUCAACGGCCUCUCUGGCGCCUAGCGUCGGAAAGCGGCAGGGUUCAGCGUCUUCGCUAAGCAACUUCACCUCGCCGAUUUCCUCUACCACUGCUUCGAUCAGUGGUACUCCCACGACGACGAGUGAUGUGGCCAUUCCAACGUCGACUGGUGCCACAGGUGGAACUUUACUCAAAUUGGGACCUUACAUGUGCAGCCUGGACUUGAACAUCGGUUCCGUCAUUUCCUUGUACAAUGAUUACUUUGACCAUACCUCAGACACCAUCUCGGCACGACUACACUUUCUUGACAUCAAUUUACAUGCCGCUGCACCAUUUACCGAUCCUUCCUCUCCUGCACAUACACCGAUGCCGGGCCGACUACCUGGUUCCGAUGAUCUCAUAGGAGCCCAAUUCGAGGCUGCUCUCGGUAAAGCUAUAUACACACCGCAAAACCUGCAAGACGAUCGUAACGAUCUGAACAGGUCGUGGUUUCGUGAUGAUUACCGAGUACCUACAGACGCAAACUACUUCCGUACCGAGGAAACAGGAGAGAAUGGCAUCCGCUCCACACCAGACGGCUGGCCUGGAGAAACCUGGAUUCUCCUUACUGACAGCCGAAGACUUCUGCUGAGUUGGGAUCAGAUUGACCCACAGAUGGCACAGUACGACUUUCUGAGCGAGUCGAGCACCAUCUUUAAUGCAACCGAGCUGUUUCCAACUCCGCAUGUCGCAUUGAGUGAGAGCGGCGAGGCAACCGCGGGCUGCUACUAUCACUCAGGUGAUACGACCAUCGCUCAGGUCAACGCGUCUUGGGCGAUUUCAACCAUUGGGGACAUCAACUCAAAUGCCCUCUCCACCCUUUCCCAGAACCUAACAGCAUGCGGGUUCUCGCCCGUUAUGAACGUGACCCUCGACGGCUUGUCCGUACAGAACAAUUUGUUGUCUUAUCAGGAUUUUGCACAGUCAACAGUGUUUGGAUGGGCUCCAGGCCAACCGCUAAACACUACUUCAGCAAACGGGAAGACUGAUGAUGACCUUCGGUGUGCAGUGCUUGAUGCAACUAGCCAAUUCCAGGGACGUUGGCGGCUAGAGACAUGCCAGAAAUCACGGCGAGCUGCAUGUCGCAUUGCAGGCGAGCCGUAUGCAUGGCGCCUUUCCACAUUCAAUGUUCCUUAUGGUGCGGCACCAGAUGCAUGUCCAGACGCGACGUCAUUCGAUCUUCCCAGAACGGGGCUUGAAAACACGUACCUGUAUCGGCAGAUAUUGAAUGAUACUACUCCCCGAAAUGAUGACUCUGAUGGGAUAUUGUCAGGUGUCUGGAUCAACUUUAACUCACUGGACCAAGCCGACUGCUGGGUCCUAGGCGGGCCCAACGCAACAUGUCCUUACUCGGACUUCAAGGAGGAGGAACAACAAAGACAGAUUCUCAUUCCAACGAUAGCGGCACUGAUCAUCCUGAUACUGACUGUCCUGACGAUCCUGGUCAAAUGUAACCAGAACCGAAGGAAUAGCCGAACUCGAAGAAGAGGCGAUAAUGGAUGGGAGUACGAGGGCAUUCCGUCUUGACGGGCCACGAAGAUAUUGCGCAUGUUCUAAUAUAUACGUCUGAUUGAUAUUGCAUCCUUCCUCCCUUUUCCUUCCAGAUCAACGCGAGUUCCAUGGCGAAAUUCCCGCCGAGUUUGGCGGCCACGGUCGAACCGCGGAUGGAUAAAUUCUGUGCAUCUCUGGAAGCAGAUAUGCUUAGCCUUGUCGUCAAGCAAACUUGUAGGCGCAGUUCUGCGCCGACGGCAUCGCACUGGGACAUUGAUAUACUGAU